UGGCCUGGUCCGCACACUGUCCAGGGCCUCUGAGCGUUGCCAUAGAGACCGGGGAGCGCUAGGCCUGUGAACUCUUUGGGGACCAGAGCGCCAUGUCUUUCCGCGACCUCCGCAAUUUCACUGAGAUGAUGAGAGCCUUGGGGUACCCACGCCAUAUUUCUAUGGAGAAUUUCCGCACACCCAACUUUGGGCUUGUCUCUGAAGUGCUUCUGUGGCUUGUGAAAAGGUAUGAGCCGCAGACUGACAUCCCUUCUGACAUUGAGACUGAACAAGACAGAGUUUUCUUCAUUAAGGCAAUUGCCCAGUUCAUGGCCACAAAGGCACAUAUAAAGCUCAAUACCAAGAAGCUCUAUCAAGCUGACGGCUAUGCGGUGAAAGAGCUGCUGAAGAUCACGUCUGUUCUCUAUAAUGCGAUGAAGACCAAAGGGAUGGAGGGCUCCAACGUAGGUGAGGAAGACAUCAGCAAGUUCAAGUUUGAUCUUGGCUCCAAGAUUGCAGACUUGAAAGCAGCCAGACAGCUUGCUUCUGAAAUCACUGCCAAAGGUGCUUCUCUGUAUGACCUGCUGGGCAAAGAGGUUGAGCUGAGGGAACUGAGGACAGAAGCCAUUGCUAGACCUCUAGAGAUCAAUGAAACUGAAAAGGUGAUGAGGAUUGCAAUCAAAGACCUUUUGGCCCAGGUUCAGAAGACUAAAGACCUGCUUAAUAAUGUGGCCUCUGAUGAAGCGAACUUAGAAGCCAAAAUUGAAAAGAGAAAAUUAGAACUGGAAAGAAAUCGGAAGCGACUGCAGACCCUGCAGAGUGUCAGGCCGGCCUUUAUGGAUGAGUAUGAGAAGGUUGAGGAAGACCUGCAGAAGCAGUAUGACGUCUACCUAGAGAAGUUCCGGAACCUGGCUUACCUGGAGCAGCAGCUUGAGGAUCACCACAGGAUGGAGCAGGAGAGGUUUGAAGAAGCUGAAAAUACUCUCCGUCUGAUGCAGAAUAAGCUAAAGGAAGAAGAGAAGCGACUGCUCAAGAGUGGAAGCAAUGAUGACUCAGAUAUAGACAUCCAAGAGGAUGAUGAAUCGGACAGCGAGCUGGAGGACAGACGGAUGUCUAAGCCUCGGACAGCGAUGGAGGUGCUCAUGCAAGGAAGGCCCAGCAAACGCAUCGUGGGCACAAUGCAAGGUGGAGACUCAGAUGAAGACAUGCAAGCAGCAGCAGCCCUCUUAGGUAAAUGCAGGACUCCCAGCUCCAGGAAGCAGGAAGACUCGGAGGACAGUGAAAUUGACAUGGAAGAUGAUGAGGAAGAUGAUGAUGAUUUGGAAGAUGAAAGCAUUGCUCUCUCACCAGCUAAGCCCAGUAGAAGGGUCCGAAAACCCGAGCCCUUGGAUGAAAGUGACAAUGACUUCUGACCUUCUUGCCAAGAGACCCAGGUAGAUUAAGAGCCUCAGAUGUGUAGGUACACAGGGACUCGGCAGGAAGGAAAGGUAACAUGUGUUUUGUUCACUACACCAUCUGGGCUUAACCAUUACUGAAACCCCAACAAAGAUUUUCUUUUGUCUGUCUCCUAACACUUGGGAUCCCCAUACCUGUGUUCUUAGUAAUUCAAAUCUACAAGAAAAUCCUUUGAGGAGAAAUACAGACUGAUACCA
Molecule: messenger RNA, 1631 nt
Organism: Mus pahari (shrew mouse)
Lineage: Eukaryota; Metazoa; Chordata; Mammalia; Rodentia; Muridae
Gene: Ift38
Product: clusterin associated protein 1
Exons: 13
Coding region: 93-1391 (432 amino acids)
Biological process (GO): cilium assembly
Cellular component (GO): cilium; centrosome; intraciliary transport particle B
Source: RefSeq, a predicted model, not a curated record